Molecule: messenger RNA, 414 nt
Organism: Entamoeba nuttalli P19
Lineage: Eukaryota; Evosea; Mastigamoebida; Endamoebidae
Exons: 1
Coding region: 1-414 (137 amino acids)
Source: RefSeq, a predicted model, not a curated record
AUGGAAGAGUCUACAUACCACAGUGAAGAAAGUAUUACUUCUAUCAAAGAGUUACAAGAAACUAUAGACUAUGGAAAUACCAAAUCUGUACUAGAGUUAAACAAACACUAUGAUAAUAAUAGACAAAUUCAAAAUUCUUUAAAGCAUAACAUUUUAUAUCCUCUUAAAAAAGAACUAAUUAUAAACAAACACCAAGAACGUGAAGAAAAUAUACAAUAUCAAGAAGAACUACUACGUUUAGAAAGAAAGGCAAUCAAACUAGCCAAAGAGAUUGUCAAAGGGUCAUGUCUUGAAAGAUAUUUAAAUUCAAUUAAUUGUCAUUGUAAACAUUAUGAAGAAGAAAAAGUACUAGAAAAACUGAGAGAAAUGAACCUAGAUUCUGUUAUCGAAAAGAUUCAAUUAAUAAACAAUUAA